Eucalyptus grandis is the source of this 1128-nucleotide messenger RNA. RefSeq lists its product as uncharacterized. The transcript has 7 exons. The record is from RefSeq and is a predicted model, not a curated record. Bases 191 to 799 code for a protein of 202 amino acids. NCBI's taxonomy places the organism in Eukaryota, Viridiplantae, Streptophyta, Magnoliopsida, Myrtales, Myrtaceae.
UCCGCUGUCGUUAUCGUCGUUUGCUUCUCUGGGAAGCAAAGAAAGAAGCCUGAGGUCGGUUCGCAACUCUGUCGAAAACCUAACGUCGAUUUUCUGCACCUACGAGGAAGCCUUGUCUUCGAUCCGCUUCUCCAUCCUCUCUCUCUCUCUCUCAACGCGGAGUCUCUCUCCUGCGAUUGUCCGAACUGAGAUGGCGCCUAAACCUUUGACGACCGAUGCUAUUGCUCUUACGGAGAAGAAAAUGGACAUGACUCUAGAUGAAAUCAUCAAAAUGUCCAAGCCUGCAAAUAAAGCCAAGAACUUUAGACCUUCUAAUAAAAACCAGAGAAAUUUUAGAAAUGCUGCCAAUGAAAAAUCCCUGAAGUUUCGACACUUCAUGGACACAAGAUCAUCUGUUAGACAGGGAGCUCUUGCUUGGAAAAGAUCAAAUUUUCAACCAAACCAUUUUCCUUUGGCAACUGAAGCUGCAAGAAAGGCUGGGGUCAAUCCUUUUGGUGGAAGAGCUUUUAACCGCAAUAGAAUAGCUAAUGCAAAUAGGCCAAGGGCUGGAGCUGUGGUCAGUCAGAAGAGGAUUGUAAAUGGAGCUGUAGCUGCAAAGCAGCAGAAAGAGAAUGAAAGCAAUGCAGGCGCCAAGCAGAGACCUAAGACACUGGAUUCUCUGUUUGCUGAUCUGAAGGAGCAGAGGAUGAAGGCCGUGCCACGUCAGAUCAAUACAGUGCCUCGCCAGACCAAUACAGUGCCACGUAAUCAGGGUGGCCGCCCAAUUCCCCCGUGGCACAGAGCUCGAUUCAGAAACUAAUCCGUGCCCCAGUCAAGUUGCAGCUGGAACAAAGUGCCGUUUUCCCAGAGCUCAAUAGUGAAGACAUGUUCUUGGUGCCGGUGUCUCCCUACACAUCUAUUUGUUGCUACCUUUCGGAACCUAGCAGUGCCCCAGCGGAAGUGUAGUUUUCAUCGAGAUGAUUUGGUGUGGCCAUAGUAGUGGCCAUGUCUGUAAAAAGUCUUUACUCAUUUUGGUUUUGCCGAUUGACAUGUCAUUAUCAACAUUGAUUAGGCAAAAGCUUGUGAUGUUUCCUUUUUGCAGAAGCUGAACUCUUUCAAUAUUAUAAUAUCUCGUGUUGGGUGAGAUAA